Closterium sp. NIES-65 is the source of this 927-nucleotide messenger RNA. NCBI's taxonomy places the organism in Eukaryota, Viridiplantae, Streptophyta, Zygnematophyceae, Desmidiales, Closteriaceae. The record is from the annotation of a GenBank genome assembly.
AUGUCUAGUCAGCGUCUUGUCCUAGGCCUCCCACGUGUCUUGCCGUCGCUGCCCCCUUCGCUUGCGCCGCCGUGUCGUCCCUGCGUCGAGGGUAGGCUGCGCGCCACCCCUCACUCCUCCUCCCUUCGUCCGGCCACCGAGCCUUUUGAGACGCUUCACUUGGACGUCUGGGGCCCCGCCCCUCGUCUAGGCCCUGAGCGUGAGCGUUACUUUCUGGUGGUCGUUGACGACUUCUCCCGCUACACCACAGUGUUCCCACUGGCGAAGAAGUCUGAGGUGACUUCUACGCUGAUCAGGUGGUUGCUCACCACCGAGGACACUCGUAGUCGUCGUGUCAGCUGUCUCCACUCCGACCGUGGGGGUGAGUUUCGCUCCGGCAUUCUCGCUGGAUUCUGUCGCGAGCAGGGCAUUCGUCAGUCCUGGACGCUUCCAGAGUCCCCACAGCAGAAUGGGGUUGCUGAGCGCCGCAUAGGCCUGGUCAUGGAGAUCGCCCGCACCUCCCUGACUCACGCCUGUGCCCCCCAUUUUCUGUGGCCCUACGCGGUCAGGUACGCCGCGCACCAGCUGAACCUCUGGCCACGUGUCUCUCGACCAGAGGUUUCACCGACCAGUCUUUGGACAGGGUCCCCUGGUGUAGCGUCGCGGUUUCGUGUCUGGGGGUGCUUGGCUCUUGUCCGCGACACCUCCGCGGACAAGCUCUCGCCUCGUGCCGUCCCCUGUGUCUUCCUUGGUUUCCUUGAGGACUCCUCUGACUUCACCUUUUACCACCCUCCCUCUCACCGGUUCUUUGACUCCCGUGACGUCCGUUUCGAGGAGUCCACUCCGUACUACGUCAGGUGUCUCCCAGGCUACCCCUCCUCCUUCGGUAGCCCCUCCGGUACAGCCUCCCUCCCCACAGUCCUCCUCGCAGCGUGCAGCUGGUGCUAG